Messenger RNA from Scleropages formosus (Asian bonytongue), 2078 nucleotides. It is a transcript of the gene bnip2, whose product is annotated as BCL2 interacting protein 2. Gene Ontology annotation, biological process: apoptotic process. Bases 630 to 1766 code for a protein of 378 amino acids. Gene Ontology annotation, cellular component: cytoplasm. NCBI's taxonomy places the organism in Eukaryota, Metazoa, Chordata, Actinopteri, Osteoglossiformes, Osteoglossidae. The record is from RefSeq and is a predicted model, not a curated record. The transcript has 11 exons.
AAACAGCGGGGGGCGAUAGCGGACGGUGCCGUGGACCCGAGGCGCGGAGGGCAGCUGCGUAAAGCGACCGGCCUCACGAUGGACAGUCUUCAGUCUCGUCCCCAGGAAGCGCUCGUCUGUACUCUGUGUUUGUAAACGUGCACAGGGUAGGAUGGCGGGAGCGGCGGCGGCUCGCGCACUCGCGAAGGCCCGCUGACUACCGGCACGCGCUGGCAGUAGCUUCACAAGCAAGCAAGAAAGGAAGGAAGCAAGGAAGCAAGCAAGGAAGGAAGGAAGGAAGGAAAGGGGAAGCGGACCGCAAGGAAACCAUUGUUGUUCGCCACAAAGCUGCACAGCCUGCACUAAGCGCAGUGCUUGAAGGAACAAACGACAAAGCAGGUCGAAGUGCGAAGGGGGACCGCAGCAGGAAGUCUGAGUUACAGCGCAGCGCGUGUUUUUAUUUCGUUGAGCGCGCGGGGUAGGAGCGCGAAUGCGGUGAGCGAGGAGGUGAGCUCGCGGGCGCAGUCCGUCAUACUCGCCGCCGCUCGUUGCUUCGUUAGUUCGUAUAAUAUAGCCGCCGCCGAGCCAAGGGCCCUUCCUUCGUCAGCCGCUGCGCUUGUCUGUCCUGCGCGGUCUCUCUCUCGCGCCUCAUGGCAGCAGAGGCCGCCGACAGCGCCGUGGGCCCCACGCACAGCCCCUCGGAGCCGGACACACCCAGGAUGUCCGCGGUGCUGGAGAACAGGCCCGCGGGCCUCGCAGGAGCCGCUGUUCCUCCGCCCGGCAGUCUUAACCGACAGGAAUCUGUAGCCACCACCGAGGCACGGCUGAGGAUGGAGGGAGUGGAGCUAAAAGAGGAGUGGCAGGAUGAAGACUUUCCCAGACCAUUGCCGGAAGAGGAAGAGGACAUACAUCUGGAUGAAGAACUUUUUUCUAGUGCCCAAGGAAAUGGGCAUCCUGCCCCUCAGUCAUACGGACUGAGCAGUAAUAAAAAGUCCAAGAAGAAGUUGGCAGCCCCAGAUAUAAGCCUGACCUUGGAUCGAAGUGAAGACUCAAUUUUAUCUGAUGAGCUGGACGAGAGCACGGAACUGGACCUGGAUGCCAUAGACACUCCUUCUGACAACAGCAAUGAGUUUGAAUGGGAAGAUGAUCUUCCGAAACCCAAGACAACAGACUUGCUGCAGAAGGGUGUGGAGGCAGUCCAUGAGUACUCUGCCUCAGAGGAAAGGGAGGAGGGCCGACGCUGGAGGAUUUUCCGUAUUGGGGAACAAGAGCACAAGGUGGACAUGAAAGCCAUAGAACCCUACAAGAGGGUUAUCAGUCAUGGAGGUUAUUAUGGAGAUGGCUUGAAUGCCAUCAUCGUGUUUGCUGUAUGCUUCAUGCCUGAAAGCAGCCAGCCAAACUACAGAUAUAUAAUGGACAAUCUCUUCAAAUAUGUCAUUGGCACCCUUGAGCUCCUGGUGGCAGAAAACUACAUGAUUGUAUAUUUAAAUGGAGCUACCUCACGUCGGAAGAUGCCAAGUGUGGGCUGGCUCAGGAGAUGCUACCAACAGAUUGACAGGAGAUUACGUAAGAACCUGAAGUCUUUGAUAAUUGUCCAUCCGUCAUGGUUCAUUCGCACACUUCUUGCCAUCACUAAACCCUUCAUAAGCUCAAAAUUUAGCCAAAAGGUCAAGUACGUGUUCAGCCUGGCAGAUUUAGCCGAGUUGGUUCCCAUGGAAUAUGUGUCAAUACCAGAGUGCAUCAAACAGUAUGACGAAGAAAAAAAUAGGAAAAGACAAAAGGAUUGAUCAAGAUAUGCAACGCAAAGUGGAGACAGCCACCAUGGUGCAAAUGUGAGGCAGAGAGGCUGCAGUGCGCAGUGAAGGACCAGGAAAACAUUGCCUGUCUGUUCAUCUUUAUAGGACCUCUGUCAGAGGCCAAAAGGCUUCAGCGUUAAGCGCUUUACCCGUGGCUACCCAUUAUAUUGUCAGAACUGCUCACUGCUGUAUUCGUAUAUGCCCUAGAGAAUAUGUGCCAUAACACUGCUUUUAAGCAUUUGUUACCUUUUUGUAUCAAACAUUUUAAUAGUUUCGGAUGUAUUUUGCAUAUUUAAAUCACUG